AUGAACGGCGAGAAGCUUGAAGAGGUGACCAGCUUCACUAACGUAGGAGCAACCCUGACCAAGGAUGGCACCAUGUACCAGGCAUUUGUUGACGAAUAUAAGGACGAAGUCAUAUCAUGUCCAACAUCACAAGUCGAAUGGCGCAUUAUUGCGGAAGAGUUUAAGACAACGUGGAAUGUGCCACUCGCCUGUGGAGCAAUUGAUGGCAAAGAUGUGGCUAUCAUAUGCCCACAUAACACUGGAUCAUUGUUUCACAAUUACAAAGGCUUCUUUUCGGUGGUUCUUCUGGCUUUGGUGGACGCCGAUUAUAAGAUUGUGUGGACAGAUAUUGGUGGAUACGGGUCUAUGUCUGACGCUCGGAUAUACAACGAGUCCGAAAUGAAGGAGUGUUUGAAAAAUGCAACAAUCGGAAUCCCAGAUCAAGACCAAAUACCCAAUGAUGAUCAGGACAUGCCAUAUUUUAUCUUGGGUGAUGGCGCUUUUGGACUACGAACCCACCUGAUGAAACCAAAUUCCCACCGAGGACUUUCGAAGCAGGUGUUGAUAACAUACUAUAGAAUUUCAAGAGGGAGACGUGUAGUAGAGAACGCUUUUGGUAUACUGGCACAGAGAUGGCAGAUAGUGUUGACCACAAUGAUGCAAGGACCUGACACAGUGAAAACUGUACUCGAGGCUUGCAUAUGCCUUAAUAAUCUAAUGAGAACUUGA
Messenger RNA from Dreissena polymorpha, 708 nucleotides. RefSeq names its product putative nuclease HARBI1. The record is from RefSeq and is a predicted model, not a curated record. Lineage: Eukaryota; Metazoa; Mollusca; Bivalvia; Myida; Dreissenidae. Bases 1 to 708 code for a protein of 235 amino acids. The transcript is spliced from 2 exons.